Messenger RNA from Caenorhabditis angaria, 3801 nucleotides. NCBI's taxonomy places the organism in Eukaryota, Metazoa, Nematoda, Chromadorea, Rhabditida, Rhabditidae. The record is from the annotation of a GenBank genome assembly.
AUGUCAAGUGCAAAACCAAUUAAUAUUCUCGAUUUCUAUUAUCGAAGAGCUCGAAGGAUCUUGCCACUGUAUUACCUCAUUUUAUUUCUGACAGCGAUAGCUGUUCAUAUUUUUUUGAUUGAAGUUUGGUGGAAUAAUAAUCAUCGAUAUCAUUUAUCAUCGUUAUUUCUGGUUACAAAUCAAUUAAUUAUUCAUGACAGAGGUGAUUAUUUUCUUGAAUUUCAAGCUGAUGGAUCUUCUUUGAAUGCAUUUAUUCAUUGUUGGAGUUUGGGUGUUGAAAUGCAAUUCUAUCUUAUUGUACCUUUCAUUUUUAUGGGAUUCGCGAUUCUCAAAUCUGAUUUUUUGAAGUUCAUUGCAUCUAUAAUCAUGACUUGCAUUACUAUGAUCCUUUUUCAUUUUAUCAACUCACAAUUUGCUUUCAAUUUUAUGCCACUUCGAUUAUGGCAAUUUUCAAUGGGAUUCAUUGCAUUUUUCUACAUCCGAGUUAGCUUUAUUGAUAUGUAUGAUAAUAAUAACACUCUGAAAAAAACGAAAUUGAAUUUUCCAAUCGAUUCUGCAAGUUUCAAAAAUAUUCUAUUGACUUGUCUAUUUUUGAUGUUUCUGCCAACAAAAAUUGAUGUUACCGUGUUAAGAAUACUACUCACAGUGUGCACUGGAAUAUUACUAACAUUCGACGAUCCAAAUGACAACAUUGUGAGUUUUUUUCAAAGCUCGCGUGAUUAAAUUUUCAUUCAGAUUCUCAAUAAUCGCUUAUUAUCGCAUAUUGGUGAUUUAUCCUAUAUAAUCUAUCUUAUUCAUUGGCCAAUAAUUAUAAUAAUUGGACCUUCUACUCCAAAAUAUUUCAUUUCUACAAUAUUUUUGAUGAUAAUUAUAUCCUCACUGUUGCAUUAUGGUUUCGAGAAAACAUACAUGGCGAGAAUUAAAUCAAAACUAUUUCUUUUGAGUUUUCUUGGUUUAUUGGUUAUGGCAAAUGGAUAUCUUUACAAAAGUGUAAAAAGUCACGAAUUCUGGAAGCAUGGAUAUCCAGAAGAAUUGCAAGAAGUUAUAAGCACAAAUCUUGUUAAUCUCGAUGAAUCAUGGAAACCAUCACAAAAAUGUGAUGUUUCUGAUUUCGAGGAUUCUCAUGAACUCGAUUAUAUUUUUGGAUAUUGUACAGGGUGGUCCAAAAUUACCCGCACAAAUAUAAUGUUAAAUAUUUUCCACAGAGUAAACAUAGAUAUGAUUUCUGGUCUCAAAAAUUAUUCCCAGAUAUUGUGUUCAUCAUUUUAACAUAGAAUAUUGUGAUAUAAGUCGGUCUUAGGGUGACUGGAAUAUCGGGAAUGAACUUCAGAACUUCGCAUCAGACACGCUGCUUUUUCUGAGUUAAUCGAGCUUUCUAUACCCAUAGGGAGUUUCAAAUUAUAUGUUACCGGUUCAGAUUUUCAAGAUAACCCCUAGGCAUGCUUGAUCCUUGACGGAAAUGAUUCACAAAAAUUUUAGAACAAGAAUAAGGAGCAGUAGAGUGAACUCCUCAAAACGGAUUUUUCAACUCAAAAACUCAAUUUUUAUCAUUUAUCAUGUUAACCAUCGUAGUGUAAGAUGAAUCCAUGGUAUUUUCGAUGUCAAUUGUCACUAGUAGGCUUGGUUUGGCUAUACGGAUCUCACAUUUCCCACACCUAACAAUAUUUUCGAUUUUGACCUCGUUUUAUAAAAUUCCUAUCAAAAAACGGUCAAUUUUCAUAACAAGACCAGAAAUGAUCUCAAUAAUUUUUACAGACGGUCUAAUCUCGCUGAAUUUGUUUUUUAAUACCCAAAAAACAUCAAAAAAUUCUGCUAUGAUUCUAAAGUUCAGAAAUUGUUUCAAAUUUAUCACGCGAAGUAUGAAAAUCACUCGAAAAAAAUAGAGCGUGUAAAAAAUCUUUUUUUUUUUCGUUUUAUGCUGUUCCGGAUAACCCCUCUAACUCGGCUCAAAAAUGAAAAUUCUUUAUGAGACUUUGGCAACUAGUUAGAAAUCAGUAAAACUGACUAAUUGAUAGCACGGAUCCAGGUUUGGUGCAUUUUAUAUUGAAUAUGGAAUGCUGGAACUGGAAUUGCGUUUGUGCGGGUAAUUUUGGACCACCCUGUAAAUAUUUUGGAAAUGGAACAAAAAAUAUAAUGGUUGUUGGAAAUAGUUAUGCUGCAAAUUUAGUGAAUACAAUCAAAGACACUAUCGAUGAAGUUGGAACAUAUUCUGUUUUUCAAUAUGCCUCCUUUCAUAGUACGCUUACAAGGGAACCUUUUUCACUCAACACUACAAAUCUUGAUGAAAUUUUGUCCAUGGACAGCUUUUGGGAAAUUAGACCUCUGAGCCAAGUUUUGGGCUCUCAGAAAUUCAAAAAUUGGCUCAUAAAACACAUCAUUACUCCACUCUCGAUGAUUUUUAUGAAAACUGAGUAGCAGGUGAUAAUCAGCCUAGUCGACUUACCCAAAAAGUAUCGCUAAAUUAAUUUUUCCGAAAAAUUUUAUUCUGAAAAAAUGAAUGAGAAAAAAAAAAUUUUCAUGAAUUUUCAGCCGAAAAAUAAAAAAAAACUUCACAAUUUUUCGAAAAAAUAUUUUUUAUUGAAGUACUUUAAGUUAAUCGACUAUGCUGAAUAAUAUCUGAAAAUUUAUUCCUCACAAAAAUGUUUUUGAAAUCCUUCCAUGCUAUGAUGUCUUUUAUGAACCAUUUUAGCCCUUUUUUGAAUUUUUGAGAGCCCAGAACUUAAAGGGGGGGUAAGACGACAAAAUUUUUUUGUCGCAAAGUUAAAGACUCCCCAAAAGAAGUAAAACCUCCAAGGGAUUUUUUCUGGAAACGUCCAGAAAAAAUGUUCCAUAAACUAGGUACCACGUAUAGCUAUACGUUGAAUUUAUUCCAUAAACUUUUGGACAACGUAUAGCUAUACGUUGAAAAAAGUUCAUGGAAUAUUUUUUUCGGACCUUUUUAGGCCUUUCGAGAAAAAAUCCCCUGGGGCUUUUACUAUUCAAAGGGAGCCCGAUUCGUUGAGCAAAUAAAAUUUUGUCGUCUUACCCCCCCUUUAACUCAGAGGUCCAUUAGGUAACUAACAUUUUGAGGGUGUUCUUAUGACCACAAAAGCAAUCUUAGGAUGAAAUCCCAUCAAGAUUUGAAGUGUUGAGUAAAAGAGAUUCCCUUGUUAAAAUGUUUGAAACUCAAUUAUAAUGUUACUGAUUUUCAGCAAGUUUUGGAAUAUAUAGUGAUAUUCCGACUUCAGAUGUAGCUUUAUCAAUUACUCACAAAUUAAUCGCCGAAGAAAAACCCGAUAUUCUGAUGAUUAUGUGCAGAUUUUCUGAAUCUGUCAAAAAACCAAUUUAUUUUCUCGAAAAUGACAGAUGGAUUCAAGAAUUCAAUAAAAAUAUCGAAAUUUUAGAGAAAUACACAAAACGUAUUUUUAUAUUAGGAGCAUUUCCGUUAUAUCCUCCAAAUUCGAUGAAUGCUUUUAUUCGUGAUCUUCUUCAUAAACCAGAACAUUUGGAAAGUUUACAUUUGAAAAGAUAUGAUGCAGAUGUUGAAAUGAAUUAUAUCCGAAAACGAUUGAGCAAUAUAAAAUGCAAAUCUUGUCAGGUAAUCAAUAUCAGGCACAAUACUGUCUAUAAUGAAUUCAACAUUUUCUUCAGAUAAUCGAUUUGUCACCAAUGUUUGCGAGCGACGAAAAAUAUUUAUUAUUUGACGGAAACACAAUGUUAUCCUAUUUUGAUAAUUCAAUUCAUUUAACAAAACCGGGACACGAAUUAGUUAAACCAUACUUCAUCAAUUUAGCAAAUGAUAUUCUCAAUAAACACGGUUGA